GCUCAGCCAGUAGAAGGUUGUCUAAACGUCUGUUGAUUUGCUUUCAUUUAUUUGCUAACAUAUCCGCCCACAAAAAAUGAACAGAAAAGCGAACUCAUUCCACCGACCGUAUGAGAUAAUCGAAACAGAAGAGACUGUAACCCGAUAUUUUGACCCGUCCCAUUCCAAAGUUCUGAUUAAUUCCACAGACAACAGUUGCCAAACGAAUUCGCAGUGUUGCCGCAAGAGUGGUCCUUCACAAGAACAUCACGAUCCUAAAAUUACCGGGAACGAUAUCCAUCUGCAGGCUCUUCAUGAAAAGUUUAACAAAUUGCGAACGAUAAUGUCUGAGGUGUCGGAAAAGUUCAAAGAAAUCAAUUCGGCUACUCUAAGUAAAUUUUGCGACGAUGUACCUACCGCCGAAGUUGGUGAGAAGAAAAAGCUGCAAGAAAAUUUGGAUUGUGAGGAUCUCAGCAGCAGGGAUUGUAAUGACAUGAAUUUCUUUAAAUUUGAGAAAGUAAGGGUUAGCAUAGACGCGCAAUCAGACCAUAAUGAAUCACUAGCGUUCCCAAAUCGAUUCAAGAGCAAAACCGACUCUGUGCUCAAUGAAAAUUCGAAUGACGUGGAUGCUUCUCUAUUGAACAGAUCUAAAAAUCUUCUAAUCGAUCUAAUUGACAAUGAACUUCAGCGAUUGCAAUCAAGUCAACAAACAUCAUUUCCCGAUCAAUCAAAUCCAGUGCCAAAUGGAAAGCUGUUGAAAAUGGGGUGUAUCGACAGAAUUGCUGAGGAAUUAUCUGUUCUGAAAGGUUUGGAAGUGAUCGAGGAUACAGAUCUCGUUCAGUAAGUUAGGUAAAAUUUACUUUCAUCUUUGAAAGCGCUGAGAUUGGUAUUAUGGUAUUAGGGUCGAAGCUAAUCAUUGAAAUUACAAAAUUUAAGUUCUGGGUGGUAGAUUGUAAGACUUGCGUCUGUAGUAGUACUUAUUGUAACAAAUAAAAAUGGCAAGACAUUAGCUGGAGCUCGUUGUCGAUAAUAACACAGGACUCAGUUGUUUCUAAAAAG
This is a messenger RNA of Bradysia coprophila, 1038 nucleotides long. RefSeq lists its product as uncharacterized. Lineage: Eukaryota; Metazoa; Arthropoda; Insecta; Diptera; Sciaridae. The record is from RefSeq and is a predicted model, not a curated record.